CCGGACGCCUGCGCGCAUAGCGACACAUGAACUGUGAGCAGAUAGCACUCGAGGAGCUGCACGUGGAGCGCUUCCAGCUCAAGGAGGUGCUGAAAAUCCUGCUCCACUCCAUCAUUUUCCAGCGGGCGCUCGGCGAGUGCCGGCUCCGCGACGUCGACUCGGAGCUGUUUGACAUCUCGUACGUGCGAUGUGACUCCAGGCUGGUCGAGGCGCGGGUGGAGGAGCAUGCCGAGGCCUUCUCCUCUGCGAUCGAGCGAGGCGCCCGCGUGUCGCUCGCCUUCUUUGAGCGGCGCGCGCGCCAGGCGGCCUUCGGUCUCUUCCGCUCCGAGGAGCGCGUCGUCUGGGAGCGCUGGACCAUCCCGCUGGUCGUCGUGCCGAACUUUGCGCAGCUGCACCGGCACAUGGGCGGCGCGCAGAUGCCGCCGGGCGCGCACGGCGCCGGCCGCUCGACCGAGGCAGACAGCCAGGACGAGGAGAGCCGGAGGCGACAGGCGUCGCUCGAGGCCGUGCUGCGCCGGCGGAUCGAGUUCAUCCUGACCGUCGCGAGCGGGCGGCGAGAGCACAUACCGCCCGCCGACGGCCUCGGAGGAGAGGCUUUGUGGUUCGAGAUCUCUACCGACGCCGACAGCUGGUCCGGCCUCGACUUGCUCAAGCAGCUGCUCUCGAGCCCGCCGCAGCUCGGAUCUGGAUAGCCGAAGGGUUGCACCGGACCUACUGUUGGCCAAACUUAAUAGCCCGCUUUUGAAUAAACAGACCGUGUAUAUUACA
Emiliania huxleyi CCMP1516 is the source of this 768-nucleotide messenger RNA. RefSeq lists its product as hypothetical. Gene Ontology annotation, biological process: autophagosome assembly; autophagy. The transcript has 4 exons. NCBI's taxonomy places the organism in Eukaryota, Haptophyta, Isochrysidales, Noelaerhabdaceae. Bases 27 to 692 code for a protein of 221 amino acids. Gene Ontology annotation, cellular component: phagophore assembly site. The record is from RefSeq and is a predicted model, not a curated record.